GAAAUAUUUCAACCCUCAUUUUUUGACUUUUGUGUCCGUGCUUCUCUCACAGAGAAGAUUUUCGGAGUUCACAGCUCGUCUCCUAUUUCUAGGGUUUUAAUUCUUCGUCGACCCCCAAAUUUCUUCAUCGAUCCCUUUUCGCCUGCCUUCACCUAAUUCAAUCAAUCGCCGAUCAAUUUCAAACCCCAUUUCCAUAUCCCGUAGCUUGGAGAUUUUCUCUGUUUUCGAUAGCUUCACCUCUGGAUUUGGUUUCUUGAAAUUUUAUUUCAAUUUUCGGGCAUUUAAUGCUCCUUCAUCCUCAUUGCUUUAAAUUCGAUAGUAUCCCGAUGCCCGAGGCGAUCGGCCGAGCUCCAUUUUCGUUUUAGCUUGUUUAGUAGCAAUUGAGAUCGAAAAUUUCAGUGCUUCCCAUCCAACAGCGCCCUGCAAAUCGGCAAGCCGUCGUUUUCACCGCCUCAAUCGCAUGGCGGCGCCGCGGAAUGUGGUGGUGGAAACCGGCAGCCGGCUGUUGGACAGGGAUGAGGAGAACAACGAUGAGUCGCCGUCGGGGAAGAAGCUGAAGGCGGAGAAGUUCCCGCUCUCGCGGUGGGAAUUUGCGGCGGCUCUCGGGGUGUUUUUGGUGUUCUUCACCGGUUUGCUGUGCAUUUACCUCACUAUGCCCGCUGCCGAGUAUGAGAUGUUGAAGCUGCCUCGUAACCUCGCGGAUCUUCGAUUGCUCAAGGAUCAUCUCGCUACAUAUGCCCAAGUGUACCCAGCAAAGUUCAUUCUUGGUUACUGCUCGACAUACAUAUUCAUGCAGACAUUCAUGAUCCCCGGCACUAUUUUCAUGUCCUUAUUAGCCGGGGCACUUUUUGGAGUCGUAAGAGGUCUUUUCUUGGUUGUCUUCAACGCAACUGCCGGGGCAUCUUCCUGCUAUUUUCUGUCCAAACUCAUUGGCAGACCCAUUGUCAACUGGCUGUGGCCUGAAAAACUCAGAUUUUUCCAGGCUGAGAUAGCAAAGAGGAGAGAGAAAUUGUUGAAUUACAUGCUCUUUCUGAGAGUAACACCGACAUUGCCAAACCUGUUCAUCAAUUUGGCAUCGCCAAUUAUGGACAUUCCAUUUCAUAUUUUCUUUCUGGCAACUGUUGUUGGCCUCAUUCCAGCUUCCUAUAUUACUGUUAGAGCUGGGCUUGCUCUUGGAGAACUGAAGUCGGUGAAAGAUCUAUACGACUUCAAGACAUUGGUAGUACUGUUCCUCAUCGGGUCGAUUUUAUUGUUGCCGACCCUUUUGAAGAGGAAGCGGAUAUAUGAAUAAAGCUUGUUCUUUUACGAUUCCUCCCGUCUUUUUUUGAAGAAAGGGGAGUGAUUACCUGUAACAUCAUUUGCUUUUGUAACGGGAAAUUCAGCAUUACGCAUCGUACAUCGGUACAUUAUCAUCUGCCGUUUAUCUUACAGUCCUAGUUUUAGGUGAUCUAACGCUUGUAGUAUUGAAUUUGAACUGAUAUAACAUUGUAAUUCAUUCACAGGGAAAGAAAUCUGGAAUCUGUACUUCUCUGAAUAUCAGAAAUUAAAUCUUAAUUAAUACACAGGCUGGUUGAAAUAUAUCUUGUG
This is a messenger RNA of Striga asiatica, 1587 nucleotides long. Lineage: Eukaryota; Viridiplantae; Streptophyta; Magnoliopsida; Lamiales; Orobanchaceae. The record is from the annotation of a GenBank genome assembly.